Molecule: messenger RNA, 2192 nt
Organism: Drosophila sulfurigaster albostrigata
Lineage: Eukaryota; Metazoa; Arthropoda; Insecta; Diptera; Drosophilidae
Gene: eIF2Bepsilon
Product: translation initiation factor eIF-2B subunit epsilon
Exons: 6
Coding region: 117-2141 (674 amino acids)
Cellular component (GO): eukaryotic translation initiation factor 2B complex
Molecular function (GO): translation initiation factor binding; translation initiation factor activity; guanyl-nucleotide exchange factor activity
Source: RefSeq, a predicted model, not a curated record
ACACAACAGCAACAGCCUACUGAGGCAACACUAGUUUUUUAAUUUAGUUACAUUUGGCACGCAAAAUUUGCGUGUUUAUUUUCUGUGUAUUUGCUAGGUAUUCACAAAUAAAACAAAUGUCACAGUUUCAAAAGGAGAUCGUGCAAGCGGUACUCAUAGCCGACAAUAAUGUGUGGAACUUUAAACCGCUCUCCGACGAAGGCUCCACGGCGCUGCUACCGUUGGUCAAUGUAAGCAUGCUGGACUAUGCGUUGAUUGCCUUGAAUCGCAGUGGUGUCGAAGAAGUCUUUGUCUAUGCCAGCCUAUAUCUGCAGGACAUACGGCAGCACAUCAAACAGGGCAUCGCCACAUUUGCAUCGUGGUCAUUUAAAAUGACCGUUCAUGUGAUAGGCGGCGAGGGAUGCCGUUGCUUUGGCGAUGCAAUGCGUGAUCUGGAUGCCAAAGCAUUGAUACGUGGCAAUUUCAUAUUACUGGGCGCCGACACGGUAACCAAUGCCGAUUUGCGUCCCGUGCUGGAGCAGCACAAGCGCACCGCCAAAUUCGAUAAGGGCGCUGCGUCCACAUUGAUCUUCAAGGAGGCGAGCAGCAGUUGCGGUCGUACCGGUAAUGAGCUAUUGAUUGCCAUGGACAAGCAGAGUUCGCGUCUCCACUAUCAUCAGCGUUUGCGGAUGCAUCACAAGGAGGCACGCUAUCAGUUGCCGCUCGACAUCUUCCUCAGCAAUGCGUGUGUAACGCUGCAUCACAAUCUGCUCGAUCCACAGAUUGCCAUCGGUUCACCAUCGAUGCUGUCGCUGUUCAGCGAUAACUUUGAUUUCCAGACACGUGAUGACUUCGUGCGCGGCCUUCUCAUCAAUGAGGAAUUACUCGAUAGUCGCAUCUAUGUGUCGCUAUUGCCGCCAGCACAAUAUGCUCAUAAGGUAAACAAUUGGCUGUCGUAUCAGAUGGUUAGUCGCGACAUCAUCAGUCGCUGGGCAUAUCCACUGGUGCCAGACAUGGGUGUCUAUAAGCUGCAGCAGCAGUACGUCUUCUACAAGGAUAACAUCUAUAAGAGUCACUCGGCCAAUGUGUCCAAGGUGGCGUUACAGGAGAAUGUCGUCGUUCAGGCUGGCAGCCAUGUGGCUUGCGGUACCACAAUUAGUUGCAGUGUCAUCGGUGCCAAUUGCCGUAUUGGCAAAAACUGUCAGCUCAACAAUGUGUUCCUCAUGGCCAACGUAACCAUCGAGGACAACUGCCAGCUGCGACACUGUGUCAUUGGUCCUGAUGCCGUCAUACAUGAGCGUUGUGUCAUUGAGGCUGGCUGUGUGCUGGGCCCCAAAUGUGUGCUGCCGGCCAACACAAAGCUGGCAAACACACUUGUCACCAGCUCACCAAAUACACAGCGUAGCGAAGAGAAUGAAACGGUUGAAUUGGAUGCCAUUGGACCAAAAGCCUUUAUUGUAAGUGAUGUGACAACUGGUGAUCCAGACGAUUCCGAUGACGACGAACAGCUGCUGCCCAGUACCACAACACUAGGCAUACCUAAAAUGUGUGAGAUUCAAGCAGUGGCUAACGAGGCUAGCGAUUACAGCUACUCGAGCGACGAUGACGAUGAGGAAUCUCGCGUAGCGACACCUUUGCCCGAUGAUACCAACAUCUUCCUGUCGGAAGUUAUUGAUUCAUUGACACGCGGCUUUCGAGAGAAAUCGAAACCUGAAUUUCUUAUACUUGAGAUUAAUUCGUCACGCUAUGCCUACAACAUGUCUCUGAAGGAGGUGAAUUUCAAUGUGGUCAAGGCAGUGUUUGGCAUGGAAAGCAUAAUUGAGCCGGCUAACAAUAAUGUGCUGGUUGCCAUCAAUGCUGCAUUCAAGCAGCUGGGACCUGUUGUCUCUAACUAUAUUAAAAGCGAGGAUGCCAUGAUUGAUUGCCUAAAGGCAUUGGAAGACAUUUGUGAGGAGAACGAGUUGGUGCGCGAGAAAAUAUCACAGGUGGUACAUUACCUCUAUGACAAGGACUUUGUCUCUGAAGAUGCCAUUCACGCCUGGUACGAACAGCUGGAUCCCACAGAGCAGCCAACAUUGAGACAAAGUCUCGCCAAGCUGGUUGAGUGGCUGAACCAAUCCAGUGAAGAGGAUGACGAUGAUGACGACGACGAUGAUGAGUAGUCACUUACAUGUUUUGAAAAAUCAUUGAAUAUAUACAAAAAAGGAAAACAA